Messenger RNA from Ilyonectria robusta, 1593 nucleotides. Its product is annotated as Rad51-domain-containing protein. The transcript has 3 exons. Gene Ontology annotation, cellular component: condensed nuclear chromosome. The record is from RefSeq and is a predicted model, not a curated record. Bases 292 to 1338 code for a protein of 348 amino acids. Gene Ontology annotation, molecular function: ATP hydrolysis activity; single-stranded DNA binding; ATP-dependent DNA damage sensor activity. Gene Ontology annotation, biological process: DNA strand invasion; mitotic recombination-dependent replication fork processing; reciprocal meiotic recombination. Lineage: Eukaryota; Fungi; Ascomycota; Sordariomycetes; Hypocreales; Nectriaceae.
CAGUGGCAUGUUUUCAUUAUCCACUUGGUUCUUCCAGUAUUCAUCAUGCCAUGCACUCUCCGUAAGCGGUGGCAAGCUAAGUGCCUACAUGGACCUCACGUGACUUGGCGUACCCUAGUGGCGCUGUUGCCUUCUCCCAAGACGCGUCCACCGCGCUUUCCAUCAACACCAUCCCCUCAAAUCUCAAGCCAUCCUUGAUUACCAAUCCCUCCCUCCCAAAACUUCAGGACAUUUAGCAUCGUCCCUCUGCACUCUCCCAGGACGCGGAACUCUACCCGUACAGCAGCCACCAUGGCCGAGGAGUAUGAUGAAGCCCAAAUGGAAGAGGAUGGUGGCCAAACCGGCCCCGGCGCUCCCACACCACUUGGUGCUCUUGAAGGCAUCGCUGGCUUAACGAAGCGUGAUAUCCAGCUCAUCGUGGAUGGAGGAUACAACACAGUGGAAUCGGUGGCAUAUACCCCGCGGCGAAUGCUGGAACAGAUCAAGGGCAUAUCGGAACAGAAGGCAGGCAAGAUCCUGGCCGAGGCAUCCAAGCUCGUCCCGAUGGGAUUCACCACAGCCACGGAAAUGCAUCAACGCCGAAGCGAACUGAUCUCCAUCACGACCGGAUCGAAGAAUCUAGACACCCUUCUCGCCGGAGGCAUUGAGACCGGCUCGGUUACUGAGCUUUUUGGCGAGUUCAGGACGGGAAAGAGUCAGAUUUGUCAUACCCUCGCUGUUACAUGUCAGCUGCCUUUCGAUAUGGGUGGUGGUGAGGGUAAGUGCAUGUAUAUCGACACCGAGGGCACAUUCCGCCCAGUGAGAUUGCUUGGUGUCGCCAACCGGUUCGGCCUAUCCGGUGAGGAGGUUCUCGACAAUGUCGCCUAUGCACGUGCCUACAACUCAGACCAUCAACUUCAACUUCUCAACCAGGCUGCCGCCAUGAUGUGCGAGACGAGAUUCUCUCUCCUUAUCGUGGACAGCGCCACGGCGCUUUACCGUACAGACUUCUGCGGCCGUGGUGAGCUUUCGAACCGACAGACUCAUCUUGCCAAAUUUAUGAGGACACUUCAACGCCUUGCAGACGAGUUUGGCAUCGCUGUCGUCAUCACCAACCAAGUUGUGGCCCAGGUGGAUGGUGGUCCCAGUGCCAUGUUCAAUCCAGAUCCCAAAAAGCCUAUCGGUGGCAACAUUAUCGCCCACGCCAGCACCACCAGAAUCAGCUUGAAAAAGGGUCGCGCUGAGACGAGAAUUGCCAAGAUUUAUGAUAGCCCAUGCCUUCCAGAGAGCGAUACUUUGUUUGCCAUCGGUGAGAACGGCAUCGGUGACCCUGCCCCUAAGGAUAUGGAGAAGGACUAAGGAAUGUUUUGGGAAGUUUGUACGAGGCGACGGCGUAUAUGAUGAUGUUAAUUUGCAUGAUUGCAGGCGUUUGUGUACAGAUGGGUGCUUUGCCUAUCUUUCAACCAUGAUGCAGAAUUGCUGGGCUUGUUGGAGUGAAUAUGCCCGUUUGGCGAGCGUAUUUUCGUAGCUGAGGAUGCAGUUAGGCAGUAGAGCAUAACUUGCUGUGAUCCUUCGGUUUAAAUUUAUUCAAUCCCAAGUAAAAAGUCUUUCAAA